UUUAUCAUCUCUUGUAAGCAGUGUUAUAUAACCCAUCUCUCUCUCUCUCUCUCACAUAGAUAAUAUAUAUGGAACCUCACAGCUUGAGACUUGUUAUGUAUGGGCUUGCAGUAGUAGUAGUAGCCUCAGCGAUAUUGUUGCUUCAAAAUCCAGUGGUGGCUUCAACUCAUGAGUGUGAUUUUGGGGGUAUCUUCAACUUUGGAGACUCGAAUUCUGACACAGGAGGUUUAUCAGCAGCAUUUGGACAAGCCCAAUCUCCACACGGAGAGUCCUUCUUCCAUGCCCCUGCUGGUCGCUAUUGUGAUGGCCGUCUCGUCGUUGAUUUUAUUGCUGAGAGCCUAGGAUUACCAUAUUUGAAUGCUUACCUCGAUGCUGUUGGAUCCAAGUUCACUCAUGGGGCCAACUUUGCUACGGCUGGAUCCACCAUUAGACCCCAAAAUACAACUCUUCAUCAAAGUGGUUUUAGUCCUAUCUCUUUGAAUGUUCAGUGGUAUCAAUUCAAUGACUUCCAUCGUAGAACCCAAAUUUUUCGUCAAAAAGAACGCAUUUUCCAGGAAUUAUUGCCCAAGCCAGAAUUGUUUUCUCGUGCUUUAUAUACGUUCGAUAUUGGUCAGAAUGAUUUGACAGCAGGCUAUUUCCUUAACAUGUCUACCGAUCAAGUUAGAGCAUCUGUUCCUGAUAUUUUGGCUCAGUUUAAAGAUAUCUUACAGUAUAUGUAUGGUCAAGGGGGAAGGUCAUUCUGGAUACAUAAUACGGCUCCGGUUGGUUGUUUGCCGUACAUCUUGGAUCGUCUGAAAAUCACAGCCGCACAAGUGGACAAGGCUGGAUGUGCAGCUCCUUUCAAUGAUGUUGCUCAAUAUUUCAAUCGUAAAUUAAAAGAAGUUGUGGUCCAACUUCGAAAGGAUCUUCCACUGGCUGCAAUCACCUACGUUGAUGUUUACUCGGUGAAGUACUCUCUCAUUAGUCAAGCAAGGAAACAUGGGUUUAAGGAGUCGUUGAGAGCUUGUUGUGGCCAUGGAGGCAAGUAUAACUACAACAUGCAUAUAGGAUGUGGAGGAAAAAUAAAAGUGCAUGGCAAAGAAGUUUUAGUGGGGAAAGCGUGCGAAGAUCCAUCAGUUUGGAUUAAUUGGGAUGGCGUCCACUACACUGAGGCAGCUAACAAAUGGGUUUUUGAUCAAAUAGUUGGUGGUUCAUUUUCUGAUCCACCCAUUCCAUUGAAAUUGGCCUGCCAUAGGCAUUAAUUUAAGCCUAUUGAAUUGUGCACCCAACAAGUUUUAUACAAUUACAAUCUCAUUGUCCGCUCA
Quercus robur (English oak) is the source of this 1304-nucleotide messenger RNA. RefSeq names its product GDSL esterase/lipase At3g26430-like. Gene Ontology annotation, molecular function: hydrolase activity, acting on ester bonds. The record is from RefSeq and is a predicted model, not a curated record. The transcript is spliced from 5 exons. Bases 69 to 1241 code for a protein of 390 amino acids. NCBI's taxonomy places the organism in Eukaryota, Viridiplantae, Streptophyta, Magnoliopsida, Fagales, Fagaceae.